This is a messenger RNA of Octopus sinensis (East Asian common octopus), 426 nucleotides long. RefSeq names its product histone-lysine N-methyltransferase SETMAR-like. The annotation marks the transcript as partial. NCBI's taxonomy places the organism in Eukaryota, Metazoa, Mollusca, Cephalopoda, Octopoda, Octopodidae. The transcript has 2 exons. The record is from RefSeq and is a predicted model, not a curated record.
GCUUUUCGGAAACUGUCAAAAGAUAAAGGUGUGACGUGUUAUGAUUUAUUUUCCAGAGAUGCAAGAAUUACCUUUAGUAAUAUGCUACAUAAUCAUAUUUCAUACUAUAAUUUAUACCAUAGUUUCAGAAGGUCGUUAAUACAGGAGGAAUAUGUGUUCAGUUUUGUCUGCAUGGUCUAUUUGGAGGGGCCCACAAGUGAUCGAACUGUACGAAGGUGGUUUCAAAAAUUCCGUAGUGGUAAUGAGAGACUUGAAGAUGAAGAAGGUAGAGGACGGUCAUGUAGUUUUGACAAUGAAAGAUUGAAAGCAAUUGUUGAACAAAACCUACGUCAAAGAGUCAAAGAAAUGUCUCAGGCACUUGGUGUCGGUACUGCAAUGGUUUCACGCAGUCUGAAAAACAUUGAUGAGGUGAAAAUGCUCGAUUGA